AUGGGCAAACAAGAUCUACAACCACCUCAACCUUCGAAGUCAUUCAUCAAGGGAGACGAAAAAAAUGUAUCGGUAGAUAUAUGGGAUCAAAAUUAUAUCAAGAAAAUUCAAUCGGAAUCGGAAGAAAUAAUGGAAAUUCGAGAGAAGCUGAGACAAGGAGAUGGAGAGGAAUCAAAACUCUACGAAAACUGCAAUGGUUUGAUCAGGAAGAAGUUAUCAAAUGGCAGAAAAGCAUUCAUAAUUCCAAAUAAUAAGGUGGAAGUCGACAAAAUAAUCAAGGAAAUCCAUCAAACCGUCUACCUGGGAGCUCACUUUGGAGUAUCGAAAACAGAGACAAUCAUCAGAAGAAAAUUCUACUGGUAUGGAAUGAAAAAGGACAUCAAGAAGUACAUCGGAGGAUGUUACAAAUGCCGAGCAAGUAAGAUAAAAGACGCUAAAGAAGCCAUCAAGGAGAAGAUCAAAGAGCAAACGCCGAAACCACAAGCACAAUAUCAAACACCAAACCAAGUGGAGGAGAUAUAUAUCAACGAAGGAGAUCUAGUCUUCGUUUGGAGACGACCAUCGACAAAGAAAUCAACACCACACCUGGAAGGGCCUUUUAAAACAAUCGAGGCCACAAAGUUAAAUGUUAUUUACAAGGAAGGAAAGAAGAAGAAGAAACCACACAAGGAUGAUAUUCGAGUUGCAAGAAAUGAGACGGGAGAAUCGGAAGAAUAA
Caenorhabditis angaria is the source of this 717-nucleotide messenger RNA. The record is from the annotation of a GenBank genome assembly. NCBI's taxonomy places the organism in Eukaryota, Metazoa, Nematoda, Chromadorea, Rhabditida, Rhabditidae.